Molecule: messenger RNA, 3069 nt
Organism: Echinops telfairi (small Madagascar hedgehog)
Lineage: Eukaryota; Metazoa; Chordata; Mammalia; Afrosoricida; Tenrecidae
Gene: PARN
Product: poly(A)-specific ribonuclease
Exons: 23
Coding region: 75-2009 (644 amino acids)
Biological process (GO): nuclear-transcribed mRNA poly(A) tail shortening
Cellular component (GO): nucleus; cytoplasm
Molecular function (GO): poly(A)-specific ribonuclease activity; metal ion binding; RNA binding
Source: RefSeq, a predicted model, not a curated record
UGCUGCCGCCGCCGUGGCUGCCGAGUUCUGCCCGUGGAACGAUCUAGCGGGCCGCGUUCCGGCCCUUCAGCGCAAUGGAGAUAGUCAGGAGUAAUUUUAAGAGUAAUCUUCACACAGUGUACCAGGCCAUAGAGGAGGCUGACUUCUUCGCCAUCGAUGGGGAGUUCUCAGGAAUCAGUGAUGGACCUUCAGUCUCAGCAUUAACAAAUGGUUUUGACACUCCAGAAGAAAGGUAUCAGAAGCUCAAAAAGCAUUCCAUGGACUUUUUGCUGUUUCAGUUUGGUCUUUGCACUUUUAAGUAUGACCACACAGACUCCAAGUAUAUAACAAAGUCAUUUAACUUUUACGUUUUCCCGAAACCCUUCAAUCGGUUCUCACCAGAUGUCAAAUUUGUCUGUCAGAGUUCAAGCAUUGACUUUCUAGCAAGCCAAGGAUUUGAUUUCAAUAAGGUUUUCCGCAAUGGAAUUCCAUAUUUAAAUCAGGAAGAAGAGAGGCAGUUGAGAGAGCAAUAUGAUGAAAAACGUCUGCAGUCUAAUGGUGCAGGAGCUCUGUCGUAUGUAUCUCCUAAAACUUCAAAGUGUCCCGUGACAAUUCCUGAGGAUCAGAAAAAAUUUAUUGAUGAAGUGAUAGAGAAAAUAGAAGAUUUAUUACAAAGUGAUGAAAACAAGAACUUGGAUUUAGAGCCAUGUACCGGGUUAGUUUUUCUAUUGACACAUCUGCUUAUAUCAUGUUUCCUUUUCUUUCUUUUUUUUAGGUAUCCCAAAGGCAUCCAUGUUGAGACUUUAGAAACUGAAAAGAAAGAGCGGUAUAUAGUUAUCAGUAAAGUGGAUGAAGAAGAGCGCAGACGGAGAGAGCAGCAGAAACAUGCUAAAGAACAGGAGGGCCUGAAUGAUGCUGUCGGAUUUUCCAGAGUCAUUCAUGCCAUUGCUAAUUCGGGGAAACUUGUUAUUGGGCACAAUAUGCUGUUGGACGUCAUGCACACAAUUCAUCAAUUCUACUGCCCUCUGCCUGCCGACUUACAUGACUUUAAGGAGAUGACAACUUGUGUCUUCCCCAGACUCUUGGAUACUAAAUUGAUGGCCAGUACCCAGCCGUUUAAGGAUAUCAUUAACAAUACUUCCCUUGCGGAAUUGGAAAAGCGGUUAAAAGAAACACCUUUCAACCCUCUGAAAGUUGAAAGUGCAGAAGGUUUUCCAAGUUACGACACAGCUUCUGCACAGCUUCAUGAAGCAGGCUACGAUGCUUAUAUCACAGGACUGUGUUUCAUCUCCAUGGCAAACUAUCUAGGUUCUUUUCUCAGUCCUCCAGAAAUUCACGUGUCUGCCAAAUCCAAGCUCAUUGAACCUUUCUAUAACAAGUUAUUUCUUAUGAGGGUCAUGGAUAUACCCUACUUAAACUUGGAAGGACCAGACUUGCAACCCAAGCGUGAUCAUGUUCUCCAUGUGACAUUCCCCAAAGAAUGGAAAACCAGCGACCUUUACCAGCUUUUCAGUGCCUUUGGUAAUAUUCAGAUAUCCUGGAUUGAUGAUACAUCAGCAUUUGUCUCUCUCAGCCAGCCUGAACAAGUGCAAAUUGCCAUCAAUACCAGCAGAUAUGCAGAAAGCUAUCGGAUCCAGACCUAUGCUGACUAUGUAGGGAAAAAACACGAGAAGCAGAUCAAGAGAAAGUGCCCAGAAGAUAGUUGGAAAGAGGCCGAGAGCAAGCAUCUAGACGCUCAGUGCAUGUCCUACGCUUUACAGAAUCACUAUUGCCGCACCAACAGUUUUACAGCCACCAGCACGUUAGGAAAGAGAAGUCUGAGUCCUAGUGUGGAAGAUGCUGGCUUGGAGGAUAGAGCGUUGGGGGAGAUGUCUGAUGCUGAGCUUGAGAAUACAGAUUCCUGUGCAGAACCCCUCUCAGAGGGAAGGAAAAAGUCCAAGAAAUUAAAGAGAAUGAAGAAAGAGCUUUCUCCAGCAGGAAGCAUCUUGAGCAGCUCGGCCAAGCUUUUUGAAGUCCCCGAUACAUGGUAGCCAGGACCUGAGUGAGACAAGUCACCGGUGCUGUGCCCAAGAAAGAGCCAUCGGAUAGUGUUUGGAAGCCAUAUGUAUUGAAUUUAAUAAAACAUGGUGCAGGAGGAGUUGGAAACAGAAUGUGUAUGUGCUGAAAAAACAAAAAGCAAAACCAGCUUUUUUGUGCUUGUGUUUUGUCCCAUUUCCCCUUCCCCCUGCCCCCACCGUCCUUCUCUGUUUCCUGUUGAAUUUAAACUGUCUGUGGAACAUCCAUCAGAGUUGCAGGCUGUCACGAACGUGGAUAUCAUUAGCCAGUUGAUGGAUUAAGCAAAGUAUUUGUUGCUUUGAAUCGGUGCUUUAAGAAGCCACCUGAGGUAGCAUGGUGACAGUGAGCAGCGCAGAGAGGGCUGGCGUUCCUGGAGGCUGCUCACGAAUUUUAGUUCGUCUCUUUCCUGCCUGCAGAAGCUCUCACCCAUUAUUUCCGGCUCAGAUUGCUGGGCAAAUGAAACACACUCUUAUCAUCUCCCACUCAAGAAAUUGCUUCCCUCCCUACUGGAGCUGCCUGAAUUUAUUAACUUCUCCAGUAGGAAAACGCAUUCCAAUGCUGUGCCCCCUACCCCCCCACCCACCCACCCCCGCAAUCAAGGACCUGACCAUCCACCUUCACCUUUAGAUUAAACUGAUUUCGUGCGAGUGUUCCUAAAGCUCGCUUAUCUCUGGAAGGUGUGAGAGUAAAGAAGGCAACUUCUGUGUUGAUAUGGCAGCACGGCACUCACUUGCCCAGCAUCUAAGCCAUGUUAUCUUGUCUUUCUCCUUCCUGGCUGGUUGGUUUGAGUGGGUAGCAGUCUGGGGGUGAAGUGUAUCCCAUGAGAGUGCGUGUGCACAUGUGUGGUAGUGUGUGUGCAGUGUGCACAUCCAGUCACGACAGCCAUAACGAGUCAGCCCCGCUCUGCAGCAACAGGUGAUGUCGUGAGUCUGCUUCUGUACAUCUGCUUCCAAUUAGAUCUUUAACGUUUUUGUAUAGUAGAAAUAAUGAGAAGUGUAUUUCCAAAAGAUGAAAAUUAAAGAAAUUUUCUUAUGA